CCGAGCAGAUCCAUCCUUCCAGAGGCUGCACGGUCUGCCUGCCUGGGGAGGGCAGCUCGGGAGAGGCGAUUUGGCCAAGGUGUAGCCUUGGCGAGAAGCGGGGCGCUGCCUGCCUGCCUCCCUCGGCCUCUCACCUGCUCCUGCAGCGGCAGCGGGGCAGAGGCCCUGCCUGGGCUCGCCCGGGCUCCCGCCAGCGGUGCGAGGCUCGCCUCCUUCCCUCCCAGCGCCCGCGCUCUGCCCGGGUCGCCCGUGCGUUGCCUUCGCCCGGCCUGCCUCUCGCCGAACGCCGGGCUGACCAUGCUGGGGACCCGCCGCGACCGGCUGCUCAUCCUGCUGCUUCUCGGGGCGCUGCUCAGUGCCGAUCUCUACUUCCACCUCUGGCCCCAAAUGCGGCGCCGCCUCGCUCCGGCCGAGACGGCUGAGCCACGCUGCUCCUGCCCCGCCGAAGCCGCCGCCGGUCCAAAGUUCCGGACUCGGCCGCCCGCGAGCGCGCCCGCCAACCGGAGCCGCCAGGCCGACCGCUCCAAGCUGAGGAGGCUCUUCUCGCACCCGCUCUACAGCGCCCCCGAAGAGCCGGCAGAGAAGUUGCUCAGCGGGCAGGAGACGCUGAGCUACUACCGGCGGAAAAUAGCCCGCUGGAACAGAAGACAUCAGGUUUAUAGAGAAGAACGCAACCUAACCGUGGGUUCAGUGGUUCAGUUCCGACAUGAAGCAAGCUGGCUCCAGUUCUACCUGGGGAUCAAUCGUCAUGCCUUGUAUCCACGGGCCAGCCCUAUGGUUGAUCAACUCCUUAGGGACACACAGAAGUUUAGUACUAUCAGUGCUGAUUACAGCCAGGAUGAGAAAGCCUUGCUCGGGGCCUGCGACUGCUCCCAAAUUGUAAAGCCCAGCGGGGUGCACCUGAAACUUGUUUUGCGGUUCCAAGACUUCGGGAAAGCCAUGUUCAAACCAAUGAGACAGAACCGAGACGAGGAGACUCCAGAAGAUUUUUUUUACUUUGUUGACUUUCAGAGACACAAUGCAGAGAUCGCUGCCUUCCACUUAGACAGAAUUCUGGAUUUCCGUCGUGUCCCUCCAGCAGCUGGGAGAAUGAUUAACGUUACAAAAGAAAUUUUAGAAAUGACAAAGAAUGAAAUCUUACAAAGUGUCUUUUUUAUUUCCCCCGCCAGCAAUGUCUGUUUCUUUGCGAAGUGCCCUUACAUGUGCAAAACAGAAUACGCCGUCUGUGGGAACCCUCACCUGUUGGAAGGUUCCCUCUCGGUUUUCCUGCCUUCUCUCAACUUGGCACCACGAAUCUCCAUCCCUAAUCCGUGGAUCCGAUCUUAUAGCUUUGCAGGAAAAGAGGAGUGGGAAGUAAAUCCUCUCUACUGCAAUACCAUGAAGGAGAUUUAUCCUUACAACAGUGGCAGCCGGCUACUCAAUAUCAUUGACAUGGCCAUAUUUGACUUCUUAAUAGGUAACAUGGACCGCCAUCAUUACGAGAUGUUUACAAAGUUUGGAGAUGAGGGUUUUUUGCUUCACUUGGAUAAUGCCAGAGGAUUUGGGAAACAUUCCCACGAUGAGAUCUCCAUCUUGGCUCCACUUAAACAGUGUUGCAUAAUAAAGAAGACCACCUUGUUACGGCUGCAGCUUUUAGCCAAGUCAGACUACAAACUCAGUGAUAUCAUGAGGGAGUCCCUCCUUCAAGACCGUCUUGCCCCCGUGUUGACCGAAGCCCACCUUUUGGCAUUGGACAGGAGGUUACAGAUUAUCCUGAAAACUGUGGAGAAAUGCAUAGAGGCCUUUGGAGAAGACAUUGUUGUAACUGAUACAAAGCCUUUGGAACCCAUGGCUUUUGACAGAAUGACACAGCCAAGCUAGAAUCAAGGGAAAAAACUAGAAACUGAACUUGAAAUGAUUGAUUGUGCUUCCUUAAUCUGGACAUUUAAGACUUGGGAGGAAGGCAGUCUCAGCAGUAUCAGGAAACCACUGGGUGGUUGAAACCUGCAGCUUUGGCCUCAGAUUUAUAGAUGGGAAUCACAUACACAUCACCUACAAUCUUCCUGCCUCUUCUCCAAGAGAUUGAAGAUACACAGUCUUCUGUAACUACAAACUAUGUCCUUCUCAGAAUUUGGCUGGGCUCAUCAUGGCUGGAUUUGAUUGGUGGAUUGAAUAAAGAAGGGGAAAGACACUAAAAAACAUUUCUGGAAUGCAUCCACACUGAGAUUUAGGCCAAUAUUAAUAAGUGGACAUGUACCUCCUCAGGGAUGUUUAGUUUAUGGAGAUCUGUAGGAGAAAGUCUAGCAGCCCUUGGCAAAAGCAAGCCAUGAAAAUGUGCUGAUGUGGCAGACAUUCUGGCUCUAAUCUAGUUUAGGCAACCCCAGAAAGAAAGAAAAAAGCAGGCAUAGAAAUGCUACUUUAAGGCAUAAAAUUCCACAUAUGUCGAGGUUGCCAAGGAAGGGAAAAUGGCUCUUUCUUUUGGGUAAGGAUCCAUCAAUUUGGGAUUGUGUUGUGGGUGCCUUCAUAUGGUGUCAAAUGUCCUUGAUAGUUUCACAUUAUUGCAAUUGGCACUGAAUUCUUUCCAGUCAUUUGCUUUGGAAUAAUGAAGAAUCUUGAUUGAAGUCUCAUCACCAGUUAGCCACUGUAGUAGUGCUUCUUUUUCAUGUAGCAUCAUCAUAGUGGAAGCAGAACUAACACACAAACACACAUGUGGGAGCCUUCACUGCAGUCUGAUGUAAAGAGUAGCAAACAGAAUGUGGGCUGCAGCACUGAGUAGAAGAAGGAAAUAUACCAAGGUAAUCUACACCAACUCUAAAAGCAUUAGGAAACACAUAUUGUGUUGAAAACAGAUUUUGCACCUCAGUGCUCCUUUUCAGGGUGCUAGCCAAUUGCACACACUUCUAGGAAUCUCCCAUCCACUUUCUGACCCUCCCCCCUUUUUGCCAAUAAUUACUCUUCAACACUCUAUAAGCAGGGUAUCAACUGACUAUGGGUACUGAUUUUUUUUUUUUAUUCCCCAGUUCUUUAACUAUCUGGCACCGGCAAGGGAAAUAUUAAGGCUAGUAGGUCUAUGGCAGGUCUUCUGGUCUACAUCGUGUCAUCAAAGUUGUGUAUGAUGCUGGUGAACUCAAGGUGUUUGAGGAAAUGAGAUAUCAACUAUUUCUUUCCCUGGUAAAUUUAUGCAAAAUCAUUAAAAUAUAGAUUUUU
This is a messenger RNA of Crotalus tigris (Tiger rattlesnake), 3186 nucleotides long. RefSeq names its product FAM20A golgi associated secretory pathway pseudokinase (gene FAM20A). The record is from RefSeq and is a predicted model, not a curated record. Gene Ontology annotation, cellular component: Golgi apparatus. Gene Ontology annotation, molecular function: protein serine/threonine kinase activator activity. NCBI's taxonomy places the organism in Eukaryota, Metazoa, Chordata, Lepidosauria, Squamata, Viperidae. Bases 298 to 1860 code for a protein of 520 amino acids. The transcript is spliced from 11 exons.